Molecule: messenger RNA, 1651 nt
Organism: Mizuhopecten yessoensis (Yesso scallop)
Lineage: Eukaryota; Metazoa; Mollusca; Bivalvia; Pectinida; Pectinidae
Product: transmembrane protein 192-like
Exons: 8
Coding region: 21-1034 (337 amino acids)
Cellular component (GO): late endosome; lysosomal membrane
Source: RefSeq, a predicted model, not a curated record
GCGCGCCUUAACAAACGCUUAUGGGACCAAGACAAACUUUAAAAUCUGCAAUGGUGAGCCUGUCGAAUGAAAACCGACGUUCAGGCGGUUACUUUUUUAACGAUGAAAACACUAUUCAAGGACGGGACGGUGAUGAACCGCUCCUCGAUAGUCCCACUUAUACUACGGAGCUGGACCGUCCAUUCCGAGUCAUCAACACCACGGCGGCCAUCGUCCUGCAGAUUCUCUUGUUGAUUGUAGCAGCUGCAGUAGUGCUAGGGUUAGAUUCCAUUAGUCACAGCACCUCCGAGGCAAUUAUAUACUACAUCCAGGGGGCGCUGUGGUUCCUUCAUCUCAUCUUCGACAUAUUUUACCGACAUUGCCACAAGAAGAGUCGCCUCCAUGGAUACCUGGAGUUCUACAGACAGACGCGACUUGUACGUCAGCUGCCACUGGCCAUCAGCUCUGCAGUCAAUGCUGGAUUAAUUAUUCUGAACAGUUUGGCGAGACAGCAAGGAUGGACACCCGAUAUUGGAAAACACAACAAGGUCUGGCACCUCGGACUCCGUCUCAUCGUCGUCCUACACAUCGUCAUCAAACUCAUCGUCCUAAUCCUCUAUCUAGGGCAGUAUUGUGUCAGUAUCGUGUUACCAGAUAAAUGUCUCAUCGUCGUCCUACAUAAUGUCGUCAAACUCAUCGUCCUCCUACAUAUCGUCAUCAAACUCAUUGUCCUAAUCUUCUAUCUAGGUAAAUGUAUCAUCGUCGUCCUACACAUCGUCAUCAAACUCAUCGUCCUAAUCCUCUAUCUAGUGAAGACGGUGAAGUUCAACAAAAGCCAUGUGUCACCUGAUGUCGCCCAAGAAGACAUGAUGGGAAGCUUUGUACAGUCGACUCAUUCCUCCGAAAUAGGAUUCAGAGACGAGCAUUACACGGAACAAGUGUUAGAGAAACAGGCUGACAUGAUACGCUACCUGAAGCAGCACAACGCCCAGCUUGGCAAACGUAUCCUCGCCCUCACUGCCGAAAACCAGACCCUAAAGGGAGGUAAUAGCUGAGGGGUCAAAGGUUACAAUGAUGACGAGAAAACCAUAGAUGUGUUCUCACUUUCAAUUAUGAAGACAAACAGUAUGAUUUCUUGGUGAUGAACCCUUUUACCACUGUAGACCAUAAUGGACUCAUCCAGAUCAAUGCAUGGUAGAGUCUACUAAAGUUACAUAGGGAUGAAACGGUUGAAAGUGUUAAAUCUUCAUCCGACAUGACUAUCGCUUCAUGUAAGAUUGUUGUACACUAACUAGACAGGCAUGGAAGAAGAAAAACACUCUUUGUGCGUUUGUGGUAACGAGAACAGAAACAUUUUAUCGGAGUUGGAUAUCAAUGGAGUUAGGUUGGACGUACUCAAUUCUUAUCAUAGGAGAACAACAAAAACCUCCCCAUAUGUCAAAGGGAGACAACCUAUAUCUACCAUCUAAUGAAAUUUUUCAUGAUUUGAGGACAAAUGCAGUGUAAAUUACUUCAUUGUGCUUAACCCUUUCACCACUGUAGACCGUAAUAGACACAUCCAGAUCAUUGCAAGGUAGAGUCUACUAAACUUGCAUAGGGGUUAAAGGUGUAGAUGUAAACACAGAUGUGAGGACAUUGAAAAAUCUGUUACAACAUUACAUCAUUACAACAU